Funneliformis caledonium is the source of this 150-nucleotide messenger RNA. NCBI's taxonomy places the organism in Eukaryota, Fungi, Glomeromycota, Glomeromycetes, Glomerales, Glomeraceae. The record is from the annotation of a GenBank genome assembly.
AUUGCUGAAAAAGCUAUUCUUAUUUUUGAAUUAACAUAUUUUAAAGCUAUUACUAUAUUUGUUUUUGAUAAUUCUUCUUCAUAUUGUACUUAUGCUUUAGAUGCAUUUAAUGCAAAAGCAAUGAAUGUAAAUCCUAGUAGAAAAAACUAA